Messenger RNA from Anopheles darlingi, 2282 nucleotides. RefSeq names its product calpain-B-like. NCBI's taxonomy places the organism in Eukaryota, Metazoa, Arthropoda, Insecta, Diptera, Culicidae. The record is from RefSeq and is a predicted model, not a curated record. Gene Ontology annotation, molecular function: calcium-dependent cysteine-type endopeptidase activity. Gene Ontology annotation, cellular component: cytoplasm. Gene Ontology annotation, biological process: proteolysis. Bases 47 to 2053 code for a protein of 668 amino acids. The transcript has 4 exons.
AAUUCGUGCGCAAUGCCUAGCGGAAGGUACCCUCUUCGAGGAUCCCAUGUUUUCCGCCUCGGAUUUCUCGAUCUACACUACCCGGCCGCCGGCGAAUCGUGGGAAAUCGGGAAUUAAAUGGAAACGCCCGAAGGAUAUCGUAGACAAUCCGCAGUUUAUAACCGAAGGCUACUCCCGGUUCGACAUCAACCAGGGAGGGCUGGGCGACUGUUGGUUCCUAUCGUCCUGUGCCAGUCUGGCCUCGAAGCCACACCUUUUCGAGCGUGUCGUCCCGAUGGAUAAUGGGAAUUUUUCCGCUAAAGGACAGUAUGCCGGUGUGUUUCACUUCCGCUUCUGGCAUUACGGCCGGUGGGUCGACGUCGUAGUCGACGAUCAAUUACCGGUUUGUCGGGGCGACGAGCUCAUCUAUGGCCGGUCUUCGGUGGAGAACGAGUUCUGGAGUGCGCUGCUAGAGAAGGCUUACGCGAAGCUGCACGGUUCCUAUCAUGCCCUGGCAGGUGGAACGGGCCGGGAAGGAAUGGUGAAUCUAACCGGCGGAAUGGCCGAGACACAUCUGUUGAAAGGAUGGCAACCGCUCGAUUUGUUCGACCGGUUGGAACAGUGUAUGGCACGCAACACGCUCGUGACGGCCGGCAUCAACGACGUCGAAACGGAUGAUCUGCUGCAGCUGGUGAACCUCGUCAAGGGACACGAGUACUCGAUCACACGGGUGGAGCGAUUGAAUUCGCAUCAACAUAUGAUCGGUAUGGAGGACCAGGAGCCUCGCGAAAUACGCUUGAUCUGUCUGCGCAAUCCGUGGGGAUCGGGCGAGUGGAAUCGUGCCUGGAGUGACCAGUCGAGCCUGUGGGAUGAGGUGACGAGUGAGAAACGCAAUCAACUGUCCUCCGUCCGACAGGAUGGCGAGUUUUGGAUGCAUUACGAUGAGUUCGUGACCUACUUCGAUGAUCUCACCAUCUGUCACCAGUGUCCAGCUGCGGUGCUACAGGGGCAGAAGGCGUGCCAGCCGUUCGAAAUGAUAACGUUGGACGGUGAAUGGGUACGCGGUGUAUCGGCUGGUGGUUCGGACAGUGCGAGCUUUUGGCGCAAUCCUCAGUAUCUGAUUGAGCUCGGUAGCGGAAAGAAUCAAUCAACGGUUGAAAGCAACGAGAUCGAUGCGACCGGAGAUGCUACGGUUUGCGUGACGAUUGGAUUAAUGCAGAAGCACAACCAUCGCCAAGGGGUGGAGGAUUUACCUAUCCGCUUUCUCGUGUUUCCUCUUGCCCCCGAUGCUUCCGAUUGUAAGCAAUCGCUUCCGAAGAGCUUCUUCGAGACAGCUACUGCUGUCGAUGGCUGUCCGGAGCUAAAGUCUGUGCGUGAAUUGGUUAAACGGUUGCUGCUUCCGGCAGGAAAAUAUGUGAUAGUACCCCACACCUGGAAGCCGCAGUUGGGCGCCGAGUUUAUGAUGCGCAUCUUCUCGGAAGGAUCGCUUCAGGUUGAAUCGCUGGAGCAAUCGUUAGGUUGCACCACCAAUGCGGUUGAAAAAUAUUGCCCAACAAAUAAUUUGGACAACGCCACAGCAAAAGUGACGGUCCAGGAGCUCCAAAAGAAGAUACAGGCUGCAUUUGACGGCCUUACCAUCGAUGAGGAAACCUUACGCUCACUGGUGUACUGGUACGGCAACCAGUGGGACGAGGGAUGUCUACGAAGUGACGAAACGGAAGUCCUGCUACAGAACAUGACCUCGUGGGAGCUAAUUUUCCGGCAGCACUGUACCGCACCCGACGGUAAGCUGUGUACUUUCGACCUCAAGAAUGCACUAUCUGCCGGUGGUGUUCUUGUUGACACGCGUGCAUUGAGCACCAUUGUCCAGGUGCACCAGUACCGUCCCAUGGAACUCGGUACGUUCCUUGUGUGUGCGAUGGAAACUCGAGAGAUAAUUGAAUGGUGCACCAUGCGGGGCUUGGCACAACCCACCACGGCAAUGUACUUUAGGGAACUUUACGGCCGGAGGAAGCUGUUGGAUAUGUGCUUCAAGUCCAAUCUUGCGCUGGAUAUGAAAAAAUCAGAAUCAUAAAGAGGGAACGAAAUUGGGAAGAAUUUAUUUUAUUUAUUUAUUUUUUCAAUUGUAAAGGUCUUCAGAAUUGAAAAAACAUCAAUUAUAUUACUUUACAUUCUUUGCGUGUAUUAGCUAAGCCGUGAUACGACAUUAAAUGAAAGUCGACAGAAAAUGUGUAACAUUCAUAAUAAAACACUUUUUUAUCUAAUGCUAUGAAUAUGGAAAAAAUAUACGACCCUCAAGGGAC